AUGUCGGACAGCGCGACACCAAAGCCACUGUCGGCAGUGCGAGAAUGGGGUCGUAACAAUGAUGAAUCAGGCUCGGCAUUCAGUGGACUCGGAAGAGGGAAGAGAGGUGGGGGACCUGGCAGAGGUAUUCCGAGGGGAGGUAGAGGCGGUAGAGGCGGCGCUAGUUUUAGAGCCAGAGGAAGAGGGAGAGGGUCUGGCAACAACGGAACGACGAUAACGACGACAAAUACAUCUGCAAUAACGAGUACAGUGACGAAACCAGCUGAAGUAGCGAGCAAGCCAUCAACGGCGACGUUCAAGGCAAAAUUAUCUGAAACGACCGCUACUCCGAAGAAUACGCCCUUGGGAAAAACUGGAGGGCGUAGACGCUCGAAUGCCAAAACUAUUCCUCAGAUCACUGUGCCUCCGCCAUCGACAUCGACAUCGACGACAAUCACCGACGAGGUAAAUGCCCUGGUUGAGCACGUCCGCGCAGGGGCCCUCACACCCAACGGCCCGAUUACUCCAUUCACUCCCAGCCACAUUGACUGGGCUGGAGACGAAGAGGAAGAUGGGAGUCUACCUGACCUGGAUGACUGGGGUGUCAGCACCAGCAGUGGAGGUGCCCCAGGCACUUUCGAGCCAGCGAGCACAGUUGAAACUACCAAAGGCUCAAACAUGAAACCAGAUGCUAUAUCACCAAUUUUAGUCGAAGGGCUCAAGUCUCUACCUGAGCCCAAAGUUCCAGAACAUCCCGAGCCAGAAACGGAGGUCAAAGCGGCUUCCCCUGUUCCUUAUCCAGAACGUCUUAAUUCCAAACAGACCUCACCUUCGGAGACAAUUUCAACUUCAACUUCGUCUUCCUUAUAUCCUUCCUUCCCCCAUAAGCCUUCUUCUGGCUCCGUAAACCGGCCUCCAAAGAACAAACUUGGUGUGACUGGUAGUUCCCGUGACGGAAGUACUCCCCGUCCACCUCGAACUUCACGGGGUAGCAGGAAUAAUCUGGCUGCCAUCCAGCCAGGUCCUGAAUCUAGUCACGACAUCAAUACCAAAAAUACUGGUAAGCCAGUUUCUGGUGGUGUUUCGCUGUCUACACCAACGCCUCUUACGAACCAUGGUGCAAUUUCACUUACACCUCCGGAGUCACCUACUAAGGGUUUAACAGACUCAAUGCAUGCUCCAAAACCUGGGCUUGCUUCAGCGGAACCUGUGCGGUCUAAAGCCAAUAUUCCCGCAUCUCUGAACAUCAACGGUGGUUCUGCAUCCAAGGUAGGAUCAUACGUUCCUCCGCACACACGCAAUUCCCGCCCGGCAUUUGUGCCCACACCUGCGCCUCCGCCGAGUGACAAUGGUAGUCUUACGGCAGAGUUCACCUUCCCAUCUCUCAGCCCAAGUCCGAUAUCUGGGCAUUAUCCUACUGGACCUCGUGGACCAGGUGGAGGAGGUCCUAGUGAGUCUGCAGGGUCAGAUCGACCCCACGACAGAUUCAACGGCAGGAACGGUGCUUUCAACGGGAACGGGUCUGGUUUUAAUCCGAGAUAUAAUAAUCAUGCACCACGACAUUACCAGCAGGACCCGAAUCAUGCUGCUAAUCAUUUCUCGCGCGAUAGACCAGUGCAUCAACCUCAAACCCAGUCACAUCACUCUGAUCCUCUGCACCCUGGACUGAAUCGUUCUGAUUCUCCGCACCAUACUCCUCGCCAUACUCCUCAUCACUCGAGGGAGCAUUCGGCUUCCCGCCCUGUCAUUACGGGUGAUGCUAUUUCGAAACUGGCGAGGACGAUCGCGGGAAGUCCCGCCAAGGCGUAG
Messenger RNA from Lentinula edodes (shiitake mushroom), 1788 nucleotides. RefSeq lists its product as uncharacterized. NCBI's taxonomy places the organism in Eukaryota, Fungi, Basidiomycota, Agaricomycetes, Agaricales, Omphalotaceae. The transcript has a single exon. The record is from RefSeq and is a predicted model, not a curated record. The coding region runs from base 1 to 1788 and encodes 595 amino acids.